Bursaphelenchus xylophilus (pine wood nematode) is the source of this 6234-nucleotide messenger RNA. NCBI's taxonomy places the organism in Eukaryota, Metazoa, Nematoda, Chromadorea, Rhabditida, Aphelenchoididae. The record is from the annotation of a GenBank genome assembly.
AUGAUGAUGAAAGGGAAGUUCAUCAUCGAAGGGGGUGAAGUCGACGGUGUUCCAGUUGGAACGAGCACUGCGGUUUUGGGGAGUUUUGAGGUUUGCGGUGUGAACUCUGCUGUGUAGUGAAUCCGUUCGUGUAACAGAUCGUAUGGGACUACAUAGGUUUUUGGUGUGAAAGGAUUUUGUUUCUCAGAGGUUUGCAUAUUUUUUUGUUGUCAAACUUGUAAGAUAUUUUGCUAUAGAUAUGUUUUGUUGUACUGGGUUGUGGACAUAAGAUGAAGUUUCAGGUUUUUUAGGUUUGAAUUCCUGAGUUGUUGUUUGGAAGUACAUCGAGAACUAUUUACCGCAGAUUCCUCUGCAACUAACGCUUAGGUGUUUUGGCAUACAUAUUCGUAUUUUCAUAAAGUGCAUGGACAUUUAUUCUCAUCCUCGCAGUGCAUUUUGAGCUUUUUACCACGCUUGUCGCCAAAGCACAGUGGGUUUUUGUCUUUUCGCAAAGUGCAAUCCUUGCACAGUGGUUUUCACCCAAGUGACAUGCAUUUUUUGCGAUGUCAGAUUUCACACGAACAUUCUAUGGACUUAAUUUUUAGAGUAGUAAAGAAUUUUUUUUUGCGAGAAUGAAGUCUGGAUAUCGUAUUUUACAAAGCCGUUCAUUAGUGGCAUACGAAUUUAACUCUCAUACCUUACAGGCGCGUCGUAAUUUAUGUAUGCCUUCUCUUUUUACAAUUUUUCCGUUUUUAGACUAUGAGGUUGCUAGCCUCGAUAUUCCUUAUAUCCACAGCUCCUCUCCUUUGGGCCGAGCCGAGAAGAGGGCCAAGUCAGAAUGCCCGGAAACCUCAACAAUCGCCAGAGUUGGCAGGAAAGAUUGAGGACUCGAAACACAAACAUUCCAUGGACACAUUGGAGCCGGAUCCGGCUCAGACCAUUUUCGAGGUCAAACCAAGAAAUCCGAUUGCUAGGACUACAGCCACGCCUAAAAUUAAGACCAGUGUCAGCAAAACUAUCGUUACUAGAGGUAAGGAAAACAAGAAGAGUAAAUAAGCGUGUUUUAGAAGCUUGUAAGGUCGAUUAAAUUAUUUUUUGCUCUGCAAUAUAAAACUGUCGUAUUAUAGGCCGCCGCGCCGCCCGAUUCAUCGACGAAGCCGGCGUCAUUCACCCACAACUCCAUCCAGUUCCCACCGAAUACGAUCUGAUCAAUGAAGACUUUGUUCAGGCCGAAGAAGAGGCCAAACAACAUGAGGAAGAAAUGAAACUGAAAAAGAAUGCCCUAAGGGAUCCAAAUGCGAAUACCCCACCACCGCCACCAGUCUACACCACGCGUGUCACGAACGAUGCGAACGUGGAAAACCCUGAGGCAAUUGAGGAGAGUUUGAAAGUCAAACAUGUUAAGGUUCCCAGCUCUUUGUUCAUUACCGAUGACGAGGAUGAGUUUGAAGAAGAUAAAACGGCUACUACUACGACAACUUUGGCGCCGGUUACCACCACUACUACCUUGGCGCCAACUACUACUACUGAGGCCACUACUACCACAACUACUGUUGAAACUACUACUACCACAACUGUUGCUCCUACGGUUAGUACGGAAGCUACUAGUACUACUGCUAGUAUCGCAGUUACAACCACAGUGGCUGCAACUACUACGACUGAGACCGGUAAGUCGACAAAUUUGAUUUGAAAAGUCCAAUGGAACUUUUCUGUAGCGAGCAGAGAAAGUGCGUAGACUUUUCAUCGUUAAUUUUAAGCAAAUCUGAGUGCCCUUUUUCAAAGGUUCACUGUUUUCUCCCUGACCGCCCACAGCGUUUUUUAUACUGUCUCAGCGACAGAGAUCGUUCAAUACCUCUCACAUGGGGACCGAACCAUGAUGCAGAUUUUUUAAACCUAAAUACCCCACCUGAAAGAGUUCCUGAAAGUUUGCUUCAGCAGUUACAACUAAAUUCUCAAAAUUUAGUUGUAUCCCUUCCAUUUCUGGACGGUAUAAUUGGAAGAGACUCCGCCACGUAUUUUACCACCACAUUUUUCAGCGAAAGAAGGAAUGGCCAACUUCUUUGACGAAGUUGAAGCCGAAGAGCCUGAGGACAUCUCAAAACCUCAAGUGAAUUUGGAGAAGGAACGGGUUGUGAAAGUGAAAGGAACUGAUAUCCAAUUCAGUAGCGAUGACUCAGUCGAAGUGAUCGGAGAGCUGGACGAUGCUCCGGAAAGAAAAGUCCAUAGAGCUGAGGUUAUUCAAGUACGGUCGAGUGGCAGUGCAAAUCCAGAGAAACGAUUCGCCAGCGCCAAGCGGUUGUUGUUGAGCAACUUUGUUACUCAGCGAUAUAAUGUAAAUUGAAUAUAGAAUUAGCUUUAUUGAGAUAUUCCAGUCGAAACAGCUCAACUCGGGUUUCACCCAUCGUGCUCAUCGUUCCAAACGUGAAGCAGACGACUUCUCCGUUGACAAACAUAUCCAACGAAAGCUCCAAAACAACGAACCGGUUACUGGUGAUCGACCGGUUGUGGAGAGAUACGAAUUGCGAGUGCUUCCCGAACUUGAGCCUCCAAAGGUUGCGUUCUACACCGCCCCACCUCAUUUGACUACCAGCAUUCCGGGCGCGCUGCAAGGAUUUAUGUGGACUGCUGCGCCGGUUUUGGUACCCGUUACAAAGGCUGAGCCGAGUACGACUACUGUUGUGACAGGUAGGAAGCAUAGCUGGCCUAGCAGUACACUCCAUUUCAAAAUGAUAGACACGUCUAUAAAAUCUGCAAUUGCGGCGUCGACGUGCAGUUGACGGAUACGAAACCUUUACAGAUUGAAAGAGGAGGUUCGAAAACCUAUACCAAAAAAUAAUCUUUUUUAUUGCACUGCAAUUGCACUUUGCACAAAAGAUUUUCCAAAUUUUGGGUGUUUCAAAAAGGUAGACACGGUUGCUAUUUUUGCUAAAAACUUGCGAGUAUGGGCCCCAUAGGGCCUGAAAUUAUUAGUAUGACUGUAUUGCAACUGUCUGGACUUUACUGAGUUCAAAACGCCCGAAUUUUUGUCCAAUUUUCCCGGAAUUGCACACAUACUUCCGUUUUGUGCAAUCUGGCCUGCAUCUUUCAGAAGUCCACUUUCUAUGGGCACAGACAGUGCAGAUGCGACCUAUCGUGUGUUAUGGACUAGAUCCAGUCAGUUUUCACUGGUAUGCAACAAAUAAAUGCGUGGAAAUUGCAACGAAAACUGAUUUCGCAACGAUAGUCGUCACUUUUAAAGCUCCUCAAGCGGGUGCCUGUGGUUUUCACAACCCAAAAAGCUCCGAACUAUCUUGGCGAUCAGCAAACAAACGUUAUUAAGUAAGCCUUGUGUCCAGGCUCCGUCGGGCCAACGCCAGAAAAGGUGAAGUUUCCAAAAAACCCUUUUUGACCCAUUUUUAAGCCUAUUUCGCAUAGUUUCGCAAAAGUUUUGUGCACUGCGGACCCGCUAAAGCAGAGCUGCAUAUGCUACAGACUUAAACGUUUUUACGAGAACCUAAGCAUUGCACUCAUGAAGUUUUUCUUCGCAUCUAGCUUGUUUCGAAACGUAGCGCAGCCUUCAAAGCUGACCAUGUAGCAGCCGAAUCAGUUUUCGUUGCAAUUUCCACGCAUUUAUUUGUUGCAUACCAGUGAAAACUGACUGGAUCUAGUCCAUAACACACGAUAGGUCGCAUCUGCACUGUCUGUGCCCAUAGAAAGUGGACUUCUGAAAGAUGCAGGCCAGAUUGCACAAAACGGAAGUAUGUGUGCAAUUCCGGGAAAAUUGCACAAAAAUUCGGGCGUUUUGAACUCAGUAAAGUCCAGACAGUUGCAAUACAGUCAUACUAAUAAUUUCAGGCCCUAUGGGGCCCAUACUCGCAAGUUUUUAGCAAAAAUAGCAACCGUGUCUAUCUUUUUGAAACACCCAAAAUUUGGAAAAUCUUUUAUGCAAAGUGCAACUGCAGUGCAAUAAAAAAGAUUAUUUUUUGGUAUAGGUUUUCGAACCUCCUCUUUCAAUCUGUAAAGGUUUCGUAUCCGUCAACUGCACGUCGACGCCGCAAUUGCAGAUUUUAUAGGGGUGUCUAUCAUUUUGAAAUGGAGUGUGGUGCAAAAGUUCUUAUUACGGCUACUAUAUUAAAAUCGAGUUUUUUGCGUUUUCAGUUACCGACUCGGUUGAAGAUCUUUCUGUUGAAAGCGCUGAGGGAAAGGUGUCUCAUGCAGUGCACCAAGUCCGCCAAAAUCAUCAUGAUGAAGCCGUAAGCCACACUGAGUCUUCUACUCGAGCUACUCAUCCAACUCACGCGGCUAGAAGCACAUGGUCCACGGCUAAGCCAACUACAACCCGUUAUGUUAGUCCUACUACCACUAGAAGACCAACUCAAAAAACUACUGCUAAGCCCGUGGAAACUACGCCAAAACCAGUGCAAGCCACCUCUACUCCGGCGGCAAGCACUCCGUCUACAACGACCAAAAAAUACAUCCCAGAUUACCGCCCAAGGGAAUUCAUUGAUAUGAGAAAGCCCGAUGACCUUGACCUCUUGACCGAGCCCGGACUAAAAGCUCCGGCCAAACUGAAGACUGGGAAAGCCUACUUCACCGGCGAGCUUGGCAAGAAUUCGUUCAGAGAUAUCACUUUGACCGAGAGUGACACAGCGUUGUCGGAGAAGCAUAUCUUGGUGCAGGUAAGAAAGAAUUCGUUGCGAAAUGGACUCCUGCAUCAUCGUGUAUUUUACACUAAACCUUUGUUUUUCAGAAGAACCCCGAUGAAUUCUUCAAAACUGUUGAUGUUCCAAAUCUUGUUGAUGAAUUCCCGGAAGAGUCUCAGAAUCUCGCCGCUCGUGGUGAAUCCGUUAAUCGAGAGGAGCUGAAAAUUGUUCCCGAGCUCGAACGGCCAGCCCAGGCCACGACUCGUCGAGCUAUCCUCAACUCGGAGGUUGGAAUUGAGCCUAGGACAAACGUCGCGCCUGUGACUGGCCGUCCACUUGUUCAAAACCAAGUUCAGUCCGUUCAACAGCAAGUUCAACCGUCCCAGCAGCAAAAUCAACCUGUCCAACAGCAGUUACAGACCGAACCAGCCCAACAACUGCCUCAACAGCCUGUACAGCAAUUCCAGCCCGCCCAGCAGCAAUUCCAGCCGGUUCAACAGCAAUUCCAACCCCAGCCGGCCCAACAACUGCCUCAACAGCCUGUACAGCAAUUCCAGCCCCAACCAGUCCAACAACUACCUCAACAGCCAGUGCCGCAAUUCCAGCCGAGGCCCGUUUUCCGGCCAGUCCAACAAUUCGUCCAGCAGCCCAUCCAAGCGCCAGGACAGCCAAAUAUGAAUGUCUUCGUGGUCAAUGGACGCCGAGUCUUAGUUCCAUCCAUUCCUUACCAUCAGCAUGUCCUUGGCCAACAAUUUGUUCAAGUAGUUCCUCAGCCGGUUCAAUGGGUCCCAAGACCGGUUUUCCAGCCAGUCCAGCCAGUUGGAGUAGCGGUUCCGGCCCCUCCAGCUCAGCCAGUCCAACCUCAGUUCCCAGCUGGACCGGUUCCAAGUGCCGCCCAGAUCCCUGUCCGGCCGCCAAUUGCGCCACAGGCCCAAAUCCCGAUGCUGCCGGCCGUUGGCCAAUCGGCAUUCGUCUUGAACCCACAGCCGCUGGUCCAGAAUAUCCCAAGACCCGGCCAGACGGUCCAAACAAACCAAAGAUGGCCGUUUGAAAACUCAAGGUUGUCGAAUAUCCCUAGGCAGCCAGCUCAAGCUACAACACCGACAACAACGUCAGUUGUAGUGACUACUCCGACGACCACUACAACAAGAUUUGUUCAGCCCAUUUUGCCGGAUAUUAUUAGGUGAGGAAAUUGGAAGGUUUUACUUUUCGGCCAACUGUUCCUCUGAUUUAAAAUCUCAGGGUUGAAUUUUGUCUUGAGUCAGGUGUUGCUCUGAUUUGUCAUCUUUGGGUCAAGUCUUUUUCUGGCUCAAAUCAAUGAAACAGGAUGUGAUAAGACGCGAUAUAACCAUGACAGUUUACAGAAGAGAUAUCUUUUCGAGUCGGCAGUUUCCUUGAUUCUUAACUUUGAGUCAACUCUCGCUACUUUUCCGAUUUUGGGUCAAGUCUUCCUCUAGGCCAAAUUUUGUUUACAAACAUCAAUAUAGGUUGGAAAAACGCCCAGGGCAACUAAAACGUGAUGUAAUUUACAAAUUUGAUGUUUAGCACCCCUGCCCCAGUGGCCAAAUCGCACAUCCACACGAAAGACUUCGAGCUCUACGAUGAAGUCGCCGACGCCCGUUCUCGCCUCUAA